GGCCUCUUUCACGGGGGGGAUUGUGCCCCAUGGAAAGUAGGACGGGGCAUAGGGUGUGGGGCAGAGCCAAGUGCAUGCUGGGAAAUACAAUAAAUUCUCUCCAGUCGGCCGCUCCCCCUCACUGAGCCGCGGGGAGGGGCGGGGGGCUGCUCCCUCCCGCCGUGACUUUGAACCCAGGCGAUCGGCGCGGGAGGGGGAAUGGAGUGUGUGCUCCGGCCCUGCAGGGCUGAAGACUGCGCGGACGUCAUGCGGAUGAUAAAGGAGCUGGCAGAGUUUGAGAAGCUCCCGGACCAGGUAGAAAUCAGCGACCGAGUGCUCCGGGAAGACGGUUUCGCCGACGACCCUUUCUACAGAUGCCUGGUGGUGGAGGUCCCGCCCGAGCACCGGAGUCGAGACGGACACACCGUCGUGGGGUACGGCCUCUAUUUCUUCACCUACAGUACCUGGAAAGGCAGGAACGUCUACAUGGAAGACUUGUACGUCAUGCCUGAGUUCAGAGGUAAAGGGAUUGGCAAGAAGCUUAUGAGUAAAAUUGCAGAGAUCGGCGUGGACAACAGAUGCUCCCAGAUGAAGUUCGUGGUGCUGGACUGGAAUCGAGCGGCCAUCGACUUCUACCGGGGCCACGGGGCGGUGGACCUCACGGCCGCGGAGGGCUGGCACUUCUUCCACGUCGAAGGAGAUGCCCUGAAGCAGCUAGCGCGGGGGCAGCUGGGACAGUGACGUGGCCACCAGCCCCCGCUCCCCUCCCAGCGCCGGGGAGAGAACCCAGGAGUCCGGGAUCCCAGGCCCCCCUGCUCUGACCCACCAGCCCCUACUCCCCUCCCAGAGCCGGGGAGAGAACCCAGGAGUCCUGGCUCCCACUCCUCUGCUGUAAAUCUUCAUGGAUGCUCCUGUAAAAUGCCUUUCUGCUGAUCGAUUUCUGGGGUGGGGGUUGGUUUCGGGGUCAGACAAGGCUCUGGGAAUGAGGAUGGUGGGAGGGCCCAGCCCCCCAGCUGCAGGGGGUCUCUAGAUCCACUGGGGUCCCGUCUCCCAGCAAGCCCCAGCCUCUAGUGCCUGGAAUAAAACCACGGGGAACAAA
Molecule: messenger RNA, 1078 nt
Organism: Mauremys mutica (yellowpond turtle)
Lineage: Eukaryota; Metazoa; Chordata; Testudines; Geoemydidae
Gene: SAT2
Product: spermidine/spermine N1-acetyltransferase family member 2
Exons: 6
Coding region: 199-720 (173 amino acids)
Molecular function (GO): N-acetyltransferase activity
Source: RefSeq, a predicted model, not a curated record